Messenger RNA from Megalops cyprinoides (Indo-Pacific tarpon), 2009 nucleotides. RefSeq names its product RING finger protein 223. The transcript has 2 exons. Gene Ontology annotation, molecular function: ubiquitin protein ligase activity. The record is from RefSeq and is a predicted model, not a curated record. Lineage: Eukaryota; Metazoa; Chordata; Actinopteri; Elopiformes; Megalopidae. Bases 318 to 989 code for a protein of 223 amino acids. Gene Ontology annotation, biological process: protein ubiquitination.
AAAGCCGGUGGACAGCGUCUGGCAGGUGAGAGUCGAGUACAGACUGCCGAGAGAGCAGGAUCACAGCUGCUGCACGGAAGCCCCACCUGUUCCCACUCACAGCCUGGCCUCAGGGAUACCUGCAAGCUCACCUGGAGACGCAAGGGUGACAUCCGGCUCGCAUUGCAUCUACAGCCCCUGAGCCUGGGAUCGCCUCACAGCUUGGAGUAACACCACGAGAGAAAGAGAGGGAGAGAGCUAAGGAAUUACUGUACAACUAAUCGCAGCAAAACAGGUUCUUACACAAUACAAAAAACCAGCAGAGGGGAAAAAAGGAGAUGGAGCAACCUGAGAAGAUGGAGCAGACCCCACAGGUGUGGCACACACAGACCCCCCAGGAGGAGGAGCCGGAGAAGGGCAGGGUCCACCCGGAGUGCUCCAUCUGCUACAACACCUACGACAACGUCUUCAAGACGCCCAAGCUGCUGGAGUGCACACACACCUUCUGCCUGGAGUGCCUGUCGCGCCUCAUGACCGCGUCCCUGGAGCAGGAGGCGGGGAAGAUCUCCUGCCCCUUCUGCAGGCACCCCACCUCCAUCCCGAAAAACGGGCCCCCGGCCCUCACCACCAGCCAGGAGGUGCUGGGCAAGCUGCCCCGGCACCAGCAGCAGGAGGAGAGUGUGUGGCUGGAGGGGGAGAGGCUCUGCUACAAGCGUCCACUGGACGCCGGCAGCCCCGCCUUCUGCAUCUGCAUCGACAUCGGCGCCAGCAAGCAGGACGGCGCCCCCGCGCAGACCCAGGCCCGCGGCGGCGUGCUGGGCCGGCUGACGGACUGGAAGAGGCUGACGCUCCUCAUCGUGCUGAUGAUCCUGCUUGUCUGCAUCGUCGUCUGGCCGCUGCAGUGCGUCUUCUCCACCGGCAGCCUGCGCUGUGUCCUGGACAUGGACCCCGACGUCGACGGGUCCGUCACCCCCUUCCCAACGCUGCGGCCCCCCCGCCUGCCCCACUAAGCCCCAGUCACCCUCCACCCCCAACCAACAGGUGCAGGGGGCACAGAAGUUAGCGCCCGGCGCUGAGAGCUAACAGCUCUAACAAAGAGGGCCGCUAAAGGGACAUGCUAAAGACUGCUACAUGUCAGUCGGCGCUUGCCCCAGGGCCUGAGAACGGAAAACAGGCACAGAAAGAAGAACGGACAGGUCAUGUGACUAUGCGUGCUGACAUGUCAUAGGCUGAGCCCUCAGCUGAAAGGUCGCGGAGGCCGACACGGCCCUGCCAUGCAGCAGUGACACAACAAAUGAAGCAUUUUGUCCUGUCCUUUCAGGAGGCAAAUGCAACAGCUUUGUAGAAAAGGCAGAAAAAAAUAAGCGUACCUGGUAACGGACCUCCGUUCCGACAAAGACCGGGUGCUGAAAACUCUUGAUCAAGAUGCGACCGAUUCUUUCGAAGCACAGGCGUCGGCCUCCCUUUGGUCACUAAUGGACCGUGCUGGAAAGCACCAACAGCCAGGCAGCAUGAACAGAAGUAGUAUAAAAAUGAGAGCACAGUCCCCCGUUUCAUACUCUCAAUAGGAAAGACGUGGUUGAAAUAUGUGUCACACACAGUGCAACACAGGAGCGUAGUCUUACAGGUGUCGAAUCUAUUUAUUACCAGCCACACUGCUGUGAUGCCUGUUUACAUGUCCUCAUAAUAGCCAAAGAUGAAAGCAGUAUGCAAUCACCCCAUGCUCCGCUGGCUAUAAACGCCCUUCAUUUAGGAACCAAGAGGAAAAGAAGCCAAAACAACAUGUGUGAAACGCUGUGGUUAUAGUAUUAGGCAGUGUUGUACACAAACAUGCGCACACAAACAGGAGUGAUCAUCUGGGAAGCGCUUUAGCUUUCAGAGCGCAGUAUGUGUGACUGCAUGAUCUCAUGCAUUCAGAGCCACAGUGAAUAUUCAUGAUGAUGUCUUGUGAAUAAAAUUACAGCCAACAGCAACAAACAGCUCCAGUGGUUUUCUCCUGCUCCUUUCAAACCUAUACUCUGUCAGAUCAA